Messenger RNA from Vicia villosa (hairy vetch), 1035 nucleotides. RefSeq lists its product as uncharacterized. The record is from RefSeq and is a predicted model, not a curated record. Bases 1 to 1035 code for a protein of 344 amino acids. NCBI's taxonomy places the organism in Eukaryota, Viridiplantae, Streptophyta, Magnoliopsida, Fabales, Fabaceae. The transcript is spliced from 3 exons.
AUGUUCCUGCUGGCUGCAAAUGCAUCUGACGUACAGAAAACGACCCACAAUGAAGCUAAGAAGAAGGAUUGCAAGGCUGCAUAUUGCAUUCAAACGGCGGUUGAUAGUACAAAUUUCGACAUAAUCUCUCAUGCUGAAUCGACAAAGGAGGCAUGGGAUAUUCUUGUCAAGUAUUGUGAAGGAGAAUCCAAUCAACUUGAAACCCUAAAAUUGGAAGAUUCGGUUGGUUCAUUGGAAGCACAUGAGAUUAGGAUUUUCAAAAGGAAAGGAGUUCAAGAUUCUAUAAAAGCUUUGAAGGCUCAGUCAUGGAAAAAGAAUGGUGGUUCCAACAAAUUUAAAGGCAAAGUCGACAAGACCCAGGGCAAAAAGCCUUGGUCGAACCCUCGCAAGCAACAGGCCAAAGAUAGAACUUUUGAAUCCUCAAAAAGAGGAGGAGGAAACUAUCAAAAGGAAAAAACAGAUAAGAAAGGUGUGAAGAAAGACAAUGGAUUGAUAAAAGGCAAGGACGAAGGAGUGAACCUUGCAUGCAAAGAUUCAGAUGAUUAUGAAGGUAUGGUGGUUAUGGUUGCAAUUGCAUAUAACCAUAUCGAAUCAAAGAUCUGGUUCCUCGACUCAGGCUGCUCGAAUCACAUGACUGGUCAAAAGGUGUGGUUGGCAGGUUUUGACGAGUCGAAGAAGAGCAAGGUAAAAAUUGCUGAUAAUAAUUUGUUGCAAGCAGAAGGUACUGGCAACAUAGUUUUUCAAAUGAGUAAUGGAGGAAAAGCUAUGAUUAAAGAUAUUCUCUAUGUACCUGGAAUAAAGUGCAACCUCCUAAGUGUUGGACAACUAGUCGAGAAAGGUUUCUCAGUUGUCAUGAAAGAUGGAGUUUUAAAAUUGUUCAACACCCAGAACAAUUUGGUCUUGAAAUCUCUUCUAUCGAAGAACUGGAUGUUUAAGACCAUGAUCAGUUCGACUGAAGUACAAUGUCUAAAAAUUGUUGUCGACCACAAGGAUAGUUGGUUAUGGAAUUUGUGGUUUGGACAUUUGAACUUUUGA